Molecule: messenger RNA, 678 nt
Organism: Triplophysa rosa
Lineage: Eukaryota; Metazoa; Chordata; Actinopteri; Cypriniformes; Nemacheilidae
Product: CREB-regulated transcription coactivator 2-like
Exons: 5
Coding region: 126-650 (174 amino acids)
Biological process (GO): protein homotetramerization; positive regulation of transcription by RNA polymerase II
Cellular component (GO): cytoplasm; nucleus
Molecular function (GO): cAMP response element binding protein binding
Source: RefSeq, a predicted model, not a curated record
CAGCGAGUGACUGUGCGCGUGUAUGUGUGCAAGUCUCGCUCGUGCCCCUAGAGGGCUCAGCUGUCUCUCUGUGUGUCAGUCAGUGUGUGUCAGUGGGUCUGUAUGUGAGUUCGGGCUCGUUCAUCAUGUCCUCCGCAGGUGCUGCAGGAGUUUGCGGACCCGGACCGACACCGGGCCCGAAUCACGGCGCGUCCAACCCGCGAAAGUUUAGCGAGAAGAUCGCGCUGCACACGCAGAGACAGGCGGAGGAUACCGCGGCGUUUCAGGAGGUCAUGAUGGACCUCACCUCCACCCGGAUUCAGGCACAGAAGGUCCGAUUGUCCAGAACUCAGGGCCCGUAUUACGGCGGAUCUCUGCCCAACGUCAACCAGAUCGGCAGGAACAUGUCAGAGCUGCAGGGCUCGUUUCAGUCUCCUCUGGACUCCUGUCGCUCCACACGACAUCAUGGUCUGGUGGAGAGAGUCCACAGAGACAAACACUUCGUCUCGCCCAGCAGACCCUACAGGAGACAAAUGGACAGCUCUCACAGCGCCUCUAUGUAUCUGUCUCCGCCCCCUGACUCCAGCUGGAGAAGGAACUGGAACAGUAACUUUUCCACGGACAAGAGCCAGAUAUUCCAUCAGCUUCCUACCACAGCACUCAACAGGUGAUCUCUCUCUCUCUCUCUCUCUCUCUCUG